GACCUCCUCUUCGCACUUCCCCUUCACUCCCCUGAAAAUGAAAUGGGAUAUGGAGAUCGAAGAAAUCGAAGCGGUUCUCGAGAAAAUUUGGGACUUGCACGACAAGCUCAGCGACGCCAUCCACUCCAUUUCUCGAGCUCACUUCCUGGACUCCAUUAAGAGCCUGAGGAAAACCGACAAGAAUAAGCUGCUCGGCGAUCAGAAUCGGGCCGGGUUCAUGAUCGUUAAGGACUUUCGGGUGGAUGAUAGUGACGCCGCAAUUCAGGAGGCCAAGAGUCUCAGCGCAAUCAGGACCGCUCUCGAGAAUCUAGAAGACCAGCUUGAAGUUUUCCAUACUGUUCAAAUACAGCAACAGGCUGAGAGAGAUGCUGCCAUUGCACGAUUAGAACAAAGCAGGAAUAUUCUUGCUAUGAGACUGGCUGAACACCAUGGUAAGGAGUAUAAGGUCAUUGAAGAAGCCUUAGCUUUUGUGGGAAAUGUACGUGACACUGGUCAUUUUGUUUCACCUGGAAACCUUUAUGAUCCACCUUGUACAAAUAUGAAAUCGCAUGAGGGGAAGGUGUCUGGCAUACCGAUCAAAGUUCUAUUUUCUAGUUUCAACUUUGCAAAGAGAUCUUUGAAAUUGGACCAUAUGGGCAGACUUCUGAGCAAUGCAGCUUUGUUUGCGGUUAGCAUGAUUGUGAUGCUGCAUCUGCAUCGGGUUGCUCAUAAAGAAGAGCCUUUAAAGAAGCAAAAGGAUAAUAUCAACAACUGCGUAAGUUUGAGAAAAACUUCUCACCUUGAGGUUCCUUCAUCCAAUGGUCGUUUAAGACACUUGGAUGUUAUGUUGGCCCGAGGUUAAGGCAAAUAUAUGAAAAUCUGUUUGGCAAUUAGUAGUCAAAUGAUGGGAGGCCACUGUUUCUUUAAUUAAAAGAAGCUUUGUCGUCCUUCGUUCUGAUAAAGUCACGACAUUGACAGUGAGCAGUUUUGCAAGGUGUCUGCCAUUUUUAUAGACUAUGCAAGUUGUUGGGACAGGCGUUGGACUCUAUUUGAUCUGGUUGUUGGAAUCGUCAUUUGGGGCACAGAUAAUAGGUACUGAUGGACGUCAUAUAUGUGCAUAUUUUGUGACAUCAUGGGCUGUUAGCAUUUCCUCUAGCAAUUCCUUGUGUAUAUUCCCACUUCUAGCUGAUGCUAUUGUAUUUGGGGGAGAAAAAGGUAGAUUUUAUUGGACAAUUGUUGGAUUUCAG
Molecule: messenger RNA, 1226 nt
Organism: Rubroshorea leprosula
Lineage: Eukaryota; Viridiplantae; Streptophyta; Magnoliopsida; Malvales; Dipterocarpaceae
Source: the annotation of a GenBank genome assembly